CACAGGUGUCGUGAAAACUACCCCUAAAAGCAAAAAUGGGAAAGGAAAAGACUCAUAUCAACAUUGUUGUCAUUGGACACGUAGAUUUGGGCAAGUCCACCACUAUUGGUCAUCUGAUCUACAAAUGCGGUGGCAUCGACAAAAGAACCAUUGAAAAAUUUGAGAAGGGGGCUGCUGAGAUGGAAAAGGGCUCCUUCAAGUAUGCCUGGGUCUUGAAUAAGCUGAAAGCUGAGCGUGAACGUGGUAUCACCAUUGAUAUCUCCUUGUGGAAAUUUGAUACCAGCAAAUACUACAUGACUAUCAUUGAUGCCCCAGGACACAGAGACUUCAUCAAAAACAUGAUUACAGGGAUGUCUCUGGCUGAUUGUGCUGUCCUGAUUGUUGCUGCUGGUGUUGGUGAAUUUGAAGCUGGUAUCUCCAAGAAUAGGCAGACCCAAGAGCAUGCCCUCCUGUCUUGCACACUGGGUGUGAAACAACUAAUUGUUGGUGUUAACAAAAUGGAUUCCACUGAGCCACCCUACAGCCAGAAGAGAUAUGAGGAGAUCAUUAAGGAAGUCAGCACUUACAUUAAGAAAAUUGGCUACAACCCUGACACAGUAGCAUUUUUGCCAAUUUCUGGUUGGAAUAGUGACAACAUGCUGUAGCCAAGUGAUAACAUGCCUUAGUUCAAGAGAUGGAAAGUCACCCAUAAGGAUGGCAAUGCCAGUGGAACCAUGCUGCUUGAGGCUCUGGACUGCAUCCUACCACCAACUCAUCCAACUGACAAGCGUUUGUGCCUGCCUCUCC
Molecule: messenger RNA, 786 nt
Organism: Pongo pygmaeus (Bornean orangutan)
Lineage: Eukaryota; Metazoa; Chordata; Mammalia; Primates; Hominidae
Product: elongation factor 1-alpha 1-like
Exons: 1
Coding region: 36-644 (202 amino acids)
Molecular function (GO): GTP binding; GTPase activity
Source: RefSeq, a predicted model, not a curated record